AGGGAGGAUACCAAUAAUUCUCUAAAUGUGUAGCAGAAAAUAAUAAAAUAACAUAAAGAGCAAAACCGGACAGUUGUUUUGGACCUUGGGUGACGGUUGAUGGAGACCUGAAAUUAAAAGCAGGAAGAUGAAACUUUCUGUUGGCAGCUGCAAUGAGAAGUCCUUGAAACGGCACAAAAACAGUCACUAGGGAACCCAUGGUGGGAUAGGAAGAGGGUCAGGUGCUGAGAGAUAAUAUAAGGAGCUGGGUGGGUGAAAGGGAGGUCUGUGUGGCAGCUGAGGAGGAGCUGCAAGGUUGCAAGAAGCUGGCUAAAGCGAGUAAGAGACUGAGCAGCGAAGUUGUGGAUGCAGCCUGGUAUCCUUUAUCCAUCUCUAGCCAAAGGGGCCUACUUCCAAGUAAGUGUGCAGUGGCUUGUACCCUUAAAAGCUUUGGAAAGGGAUGCGUUGUAUUAUCAUUGUUUUGUCAUUUUAGGCCGAAUGCACAGAGCUCUAACUAGUUUUGGCAGUAUCCUAUCUCUGUCUUCAAGUGCUCCCUUCGGAAAAGAGUCCCAAUUCUCUUUUCUUUUCUCUCAAGCUGCAAGGUUAGAAGGCAAUGUUAUAUAAAUAUAUAUGAGAGUUGCUGUAUUUCAAAAUGUGAGUUUGUUGAGGGUUUUUUUGUUUUUUUUUGUGGGGGACAAAGUUGUUGACUUCUGACAUGGGUUGCCAUACGUCUGGAUUUUCCCAGACAUUUUAGCGAGUUCCACCUGGGCACUGCUUCUGACUGCCGUAUUCCGGCUAUGUCUAGGAAAUUCCAGACAUAUGACAACCCUAAUAUGUAUUCCCAAGCAAUGAGCAGUCAAAAGGCUUGGGAAAUGUCUUUGAGAUGCUGGUGUUUAAAUGGUGAUACUGAUAGCUAAUUUGUUUUGCUUUCCCCCCAAAGUAUGCUGGUGUGAUACAACUUUGGAAACUGACAUUCUAAAUGUAGAAUAUAAUUGUUCCCAUGUCUGCUUGCAAUUUUUUUUCCUGUCAGGGAUCCUAUGCCUUAACAGGUGCCUGAAACACAUUUUAGUUGAGAAAGUUAGAUCCACCCAACAUCUGCCUGUGAGAUGCAGCUCUUAAAGGCAUAGGUAUCUUACCUGCAAAAAACAAAGUUGGCAAUCCUAUCUAAGCUUGAACCUCAAGUUCUCUGAAGUUGCUAAUUUUGCAAACAAUUGGGUAAAGGUUCUAUUCACUGCUAGGCAAAACAGUCUGUUUCCCCCUUUAUAAUAUGAAGGAGACUGUGGAAGUUUAACUGCUUGGUUAAUCAUUUAUUUUUAAAAACAAUAAUUGUAGAACCAGUUCUGUGGAUAACCCUAUUGUAUUAUUUACUACAAUUCUUUCUUGCUACCCUUAAGACAGUCUCCCAUCCAUCCCUCAAUGCCAUUUUGGUUUUCUGGUACCUGUGUGGCACUUUCUCCAACUCUACAGCCCCUCAGUAUUGGAGAGCUCCUUCAUUGCUUCCCACUCCCCACCCAUUAAUAUUUCCCAGGGGUUCCCAAACUGUCUUCCCUUAGCUUCAUUCAGGUUAUCUGCAUGGUGUCUUUGGAUUUGUGGUUGAAGAUGGAAGAUGGCACAUCCAUAGCAUAUUCAUUUUUUAAUAGUAUUUUAAUGUGUCUCCUUUAUUCCUUAUAUAUUGUGUUAUAAAUUAUACUGAAUGCAAUAAAAUGCAAUGUAUGAGAAAUAGAAGCAUCAAUAAAGUGCCACUGAAAUCAUACAGCACCUAGCACUGCACAUCACAAUUGCUACAACAAGCUGCUGCAGUUUGUUGGUGGGUAGAUUUUUUUGGGGGGGGGGGGGGCAUGCACACAUUGCCAAACCAGGAGAGGUGUCAUCAGAAAUGGGGACAAAAGGGGACAUAGAAUUCCAUAAUGUUUUCAAAUUUAGAAAUAUUUACUGUAUUUUAAAUAGAAAUGCAUAUAUCUAACCAUAGAGGGGAAGACUCUUGACCUGAGUACCUGCUCGGGUCCUGUUGCUCACAGCUGGUUGGCUAUUUCAAGACACCCCUCCAUCCAUGCUUUCCUCCUUAGGAUUCCUUAUUUUUAAACCAGACUUUCUACCACACUGAACAGCCCUUCCAUCUUCAACUUCAGUUCCCCAGACCUUGUUGGACUGCAAUCUUCAUCCCUGGUCAUUGGCUGACUUUAAAAUUAGCCAAGGGUUUUUUAAAUCCUUCUGCUCACACCUGUUCAGCAUGAUAACAACCAACCUUAAAAAUGCAACAAGCCCCAUCAAGGUGUAGCAUUCCAGGGUUUAACUCUGCACUGCAUGAACAAGUCCUUUCUAUUAUCUGUCCUGAAUCUUCCAACAAUCAGCUUCGUCGGUGUACCUGAGUUCCAGUGCUAUAAGAGAGGGAGAUAAAUAUUUCUCUGUCCACUUUCUCAAUGCUAUGCAUAAUUUUAUACCCUUCUAUAAUGUUGCCUCUUCCUCACCUUUAAACUAAAAAGUCCCAUAUAUUGCAGUCUUUUUUCACAGGGGAGUUGUCCAUUUGGUUUGCCCUUUUCAUUAUAUCAUCAUCAUCAUCAUCAUCAUCAUCAUCAUUUUAUUAUUUAAAGCCCGCCCAUCUGGCUGGGUUUUCCUAGCCACUCUGGGCAGUGGCGGAGCAAGCCGAUCAGGCACUUGGGGUGGCGCGCCUGCCCUGCACCCAGGGACUGGGCCAGCCACCCACAGGGGCACAGAGGGGCCUCUGAGGAGUCUGCCUGCCUCUUCCCACUCAGCCGCCCUACCGCUGAGGGUGAGGUGGCAGGUGGACCGUUUGGGGCAGUGCGGAGCCUGCGGGUGCCCAAGCCACCGUGUCACUCCUCGGAGAAACAUGUGGCUCAGGAGCACUGCAGGCCCCGCGGUGAGUGCUGCCCACCAUUUUGUCACCCCCCUCAGUGGGACACUCUACCGCACCCCCCUUGCUAGGCCCCAGACUCUGGGCGGCUCCCGACAGAACACUAAAAACAGAAUAAAACUUCACACAUUAAAAACUUCCCUAAACAGGGCUGCCUUCUAAACCUUUCACAACUACACAAUAUCCAUUUUGAGGUGAGACGUCCAGAACCGCACAAAAUAUUCCAAAUGCAGUCGCACCAUAUACUUGCAUAAUGGCAGUAUGAUACUGGCAGUUUUAUUUUCAAUUCAUUUUCUAAUGAUUUCUAGCAUGGAAUUUGCUUUUUUUUUCCCAUGGUCACUGCACACUGGGUUGACAUAUUCGCAAUAUCGCCUAUGACUCCAAGGUCUCUCUCUCUUUCUCUUUGCCCCUUAGAAAUGGCCAUGAAGUGCUUGUUGCUCCUAGUUCUGGUCCUCCUCCUGCCUGCUACUGAGACAACUUAUCACAGUAAGUUUCCUAAUGGCCUUCCUGGAAAACAAAGAGGCUGCUGGAACGUCAUCAGGGCAAUAGAUAAGAUGGCCACAGAUGUGUCAUUGAAAACUGAGUUUACAGUUUGCCAACUGUGCCCCAUCAACCAUAUGGCUGGUGGGCAUGCAGCUUGCCUCCCAAGCCUCCGCGGGAGGUGAGCGAUCCCUGCAGAGGCUUAGGAUGGAAGCUGCGCCCCACCAACUAUAUGGCUGGCAGGCAUGCAGCUUCCUUCCCAAGCCUCCGUGGGAGGAGAGUGAUCCCCACAGAGGCUUGGGGAAAGGUCGACAACUCUGGGAAAGGGGGAUCCUGAGAGAUCUUUGAACCACAGUGCCGGAUAUGCUUAAGACGGCCCUGUCAGCCUGCAUACCACAUGGAGCUGGUAGACAGCUGCCCUGGACACAGAAUUGACCUGUGCCUCCAUGGACAGCUAUGAGUCCAAAAUUUCUCCCAGUCUGCGCACCUGGUCCUUCGCACCUGGUCCUUCGCACAGUUACCCCAUUCAGGACCAGACUGGGGACAGGGCAGCCCGUCCAACUGAGGACUGUCCUCUGCAAAGUAGGUUACCUGACCUCCCACCCCUCCACUGGCCAACAGAAUGACGGCUUUCCUCUGCUGUAGGUCAUCUGACGGAGCUUCCCAGUGCAAGAGGAGAAGCUGCCCCACGUCCUCGGAGGAAUCUGGGAGAGCCUUGCUUCCCAAACCCAUGCUGGAACCAGGGAGACUGCACUGCAGUUGGGAACAAUGCCAGCUGCUCUUGUAAGCCAGGGUUCACUGGCUUGCGCUGUAAAGGUAACACAGGUCUGCUGUGCUGUGGGGAAGUGUAUUUCUUUCUCUCCCCGUCCCCCUUGCAUCCCUGGGUGUGGUUGGUCCCAAUUAUAGAAUGGUAGAGUUGGAAAGGGUCCCGAAGGCAAUCUAGUCCAAGCCCCUGCAACGCGAAAAUUGCAACUAGAGAAUCCCUGACAGAUGGCCACCCAACCUCUGUUUAAAAGCUUCCAGUGAAGGAGAGUCCACUGCCUUCUGAGGUAGGCUUUCAAAGUUCCUUCCUUUCACAGCACUUUGCCAAAAAAACUCCUGAAGGAUCUGCCAAAUCAUAUUUUACAUUACGAAGGAUUCCGGGGUAUUUCUGAAGCAGAGGUGGGGAACCUUUUUCAGCCUGAGGGCCAUGGUCACUUAAGACCAGCCUUCUGUGGGGCCACAUGCCAGUAGUGGGUGGGGCCAGAGCUGUAAUAGGACAGGGCUCUGUCUACACUCUUUCAUGCACCCAAACCUUUUCAGCCCACAGAUGUGCACAUACAGAGCCCUGCUACUCUAGAGAGUUCCCUGCAGCAACAGGACAGCAAAUUUGGGCUGCAUUGGAAUUGUUUGAAGUGCUUAACCGCCCACCCUAGCAACCUGAUAAAACUCUGUGUGUGUGUGUGUGUGUGUGUGUGUGUGUGUGUGUGUGUGUGUUUUAGGCCCCAUUUGCACUAUAAAAUUAAAGCACACCAUGGUUUCAUAUCACUUUGAACCACUUUGAAGCACUUUCACCCGAAGAAUUCUGGGAAUUGUUGUUUGUUCAGGGUGCUGAGAGUUGUUAGGAGAUGCCAUAUUCCCCUCAGAGAGGUACAAUUCCCAUACAGUGGUACCUCGGGUUACAUACGCUUCAGGUUACAUACGCUUCAGGAUACAGAUUCCGCUAACCCAGAAAUAGUACCUCGGGUUAAGAACUUUGCUUCAGGAUGAGAACAGAAAUCGUGCUCCAGCGGUGCAGUGGCAGCAGGAGGCCCCAUUAGCUAAAGUGGUGCUUCAGGUUAAGAACGGACCUCCGGAACGAAUUAAGUUCUUAACCCGAGGUACCACUGUAGUUCCCUGCAAAAAGGAAUUUACCGUUAAACCACUAUGAGAAUUUUAGCUCCGAACAACUACAGUUCUCCUGAUUCUCUGGGGGAAGCCAUUAGAAUUAAAGUGGUAUGAUACUGGUUUAAAUGUACAGUGUGGAUGGGGUCUUAAUGGCCCCUCCUAUCUCCAGCACUGGCCACGCCCACUGGCAUGCACCCACAAGCACCCAUCCACCACUGCAUGCACGGCUCAGAGGUAGGGAGGUUCCCCACUUGCUCUAAUUGAUGGAUUUUCUCCCCCAGAAAUUGUGGUGAAACUGGAAUGCAUGGAAGAGUUCAUGAGGAUGCUGGUGAGGAAGGAAGCAUUUGAAAUGCUGAAGAUCCCCCUGUCCUCUCUCCACCUGAGUAGCCGUGCCUGCCUGGUCUCCGAGCAAUGGCAAGACGGAGUCAGUUACUUUGGUGCAAAGCUGACCGGGGAGAACCACACCACCUGUGGCUCCACCACUAAUGUAAGUGCUCUGGAGCAGUUCGUAAAGAAGAAGAUCCACACAAGUGUGCAACUACUUAUUUUUAUUUCAUAUACAAAUCUGGAGCAAUUUCACAAAAAAUAUAUAGACAUGCUCACUGCCAUUGAUAGUCUUCCUCCUCCUUCUCUUCUUCUUCGUGUUCGUUUUCCUCUUCCUCCUCCCAUCCAUUACAUUACAGAAAUUCAAUCUUGAAGUAACCAAUGCAUGAAGUACUGUGGCAAGAUUUUAUAUUGUUGUCCUCUUUAUCCACAUGUGGUUUUGAACCCCCUAAUCCAGUUUCUGGUCCAUUUUCAGAUCAAUGAGACUCAUGUGUCCUACACCAAUGUGAUUGAGUCCGGCAGUGACAACGAUCAGAGUAUCAUCACCAGGAGCGUCCAGAUCCGCUUGCACUUCUCCUGCAUCUAUGCCUCCAAGCAGGUGGUUGGCCUGGGCUAUGGACUCAGGCCUGUGGACAAGUAGGUUGUUGUUGUUGUUGUGAUGACUCUGGCCAGGGGCUUUCCUCUGAUAGCCACAGCCUUUGGCCUGUUCCCCCAUCCUUGCUCCAUUGUGGCAUGUGCUGCAGGGCUGGCCAAGGGGGGUGGGGGAGAACUUUGGUUCAGUUUAAAGGCAAACCCAUCUAAUUUUCACUUCCUGAAGCAAGACGCAAACCAAAGCACAGCCGUCCCCCAAAAUUCACACUUCUCCGAAUUUUGCAAUGCAGUUCUCCAGCCAAGUAAUGUGUACAAAAGCACAUGCACUAGGGUAAAGUGUGCGUAGAAAUGGAAAGUGAAAAUAUGAAACAAAAAUACAUAAUGAGAAAAUGUUUUCGAAAACAAUGUGUAUAUGAGACACAAUUCCAUACAUGUAUAUUAGAAAAUCAUACUAAAAUGCUGUGAAUUUUCAUGAGGAUAUUUUAAACCCUGCUGGAAGUGAAUUGGAUCUUAAUGCCUGAGGGGGUCUAUAGGGAAGGAGGGGGUCUUUCAGGUAUCUGGGACCUGAGUUGUUUAGGGCUUUAAACACCAAUGUUGAAUUGGGCCUGGAAACCAGUGUACCAGAUUAUAUGAGAUCUAAAUGGAUCCCCAGUUGUAAUCUGGCCACUGAAUUUUGGACUAGUUGAAGUUUCCAAGCAGUCUUCAAGGGCAGCCCCACAUGGAGAUUAUUGUGACAAUCUGGUCUGGAAGUGGGCCAAUUAGAUGGACCAAUAGUCUGAUUUGGUACUUCUGAAAAUGGGUUCUCCCUAGGCAUGCUGGAAUCUCCCUCUUCUCAUUUUGUCUUUGCUUCUUCUGGCAUUCAUCACCUGAGUUUGCUAUUAGAUAUACUUCCUUGUAUCUUGUUCUGGGACUCCAGAAUUGGGUGGGGAAAGGUGGUGAUUGUGGGAGAGCGGAUAAGCAUGGGCAGGUGGGUUAGGUUUGUCCAUGUGAAUCCCUGACUGACUCUGGCGGGGUUUGUGUGUGGCUGCCUCUUUUCCUAGGAUUGUCCAGUUUACGGUCAAGGAAGGGGACUUCAGAGUCAACAUGCAGCUGUAUGAAAACGCCAGCUAUGUGCGUGCCUAUCCCAAGUCACAACUGACGUUCCUCGUAACAGACAUGCUCUACGUCCUCGUGAAAAUAGAAGGGCAGGAUCAGGCGAAGUACUUCUUCCUCGGCAUGGAGGACUGCUGGGGCACUCCGACAGGUGACCCACUGGACAGCACAAAGCACUUCCUGAUCAUGAAGGGGUGAGAGUCUGGCAUGGCAUUUGUUGAGGGGUUUGAUCCUGUAUAUCCGCUUUCCCCAACCUGUGGGUUGCAAAGCCUCUGCAAGUGAGUUGCGGGCUUUACAAGUAAACUCCCCCCCCCAUUAUUUAUUUAUAAAAAAUAUAUUUUCAUACCACUAUAUCAUAAACAAGAAUAUCAAAAUGGUUUACAGCAAUGAAAACAUAAAACCAUACAAUAAAAAAAAAUUAAAAGCAGGCAUCAGUUAACUAUUGGGGAAAGAUGUAUUCUUAACUGCCUGCGUAGGCCUGGUGGGGUGGGGGGAAUGUUUCCGGCAGCCAUUUAAAAGCUGGCACAGAAUUAUCUGAGGAUUUGUAAGGUGAAAUUGCUACCUAUUCAGGAUGAGUAAUAUAAUAUUUUAGGUAAUGAUACAACAAGGAUAGGAAUUGAAGCGAAAUGUAAAGAUGUAAAGUUUAAUUUUGUAAACCAUCAGAUGGGAGGGAGGGAAGUCGUUAGGCUCAGUCGAUCCAAAGAGAUAAAACAAGAGGAUACGAUGUUAUGUAAUGUGAUUAUAUGUAAAACCAAUAAAAAUCAUUUAUAAAAAGUAAAAAUAAAAGCUGGCACAGAAAGCGCCUAUUGAAUCUCCAUUGGCAGAGAGUUCCACUGGACUGAGCCAAUGACACUGGAGGCUCAGUUUCUCACUGUUGUCAAAUGAGCCUUGCCAGUGCAGGGUAUGACCAACGAUGCUCCUAAAGCUGCCUGUGGUUACCAGUGGGGUGAAAGGCACUUUGCACAUUAUCAAAUGCACUCUUUUUUCUAAAAAAAUUGUGUUCCAGGACUGAAUUCUUACAGCCUGGGUUAAGUUGGGAGCCUGAACAUUUAAGCUUGUGCUUGGUCUCUUCCAGGUGCCCGCACGACAAGACGCUGACUUUCCUCAAUGCCGUUGGUAACAGCACCGUGGCAAAGUUUAGCUUUCAGAUGUUCCAGUUCAAAAACUUCCAGGAGGUGUACCUGCACUGCCAAGUGCGCCUUUGUGUACCGGAGAACAAAGAGCCCUGCGCCAAGGUAACCUCUCUCUGUGUGUCUUUAGGAUAUUGGCCACUCUUCUGCAUCUCUGUAGGGUGUAGGUCACCACUGUGGUGCUCCUGGGCUCGCAUGUAUCCUCAGAUGGUAGCAGGAUCCCAUUGACCUUCCUCAUCCUUGUGCUGAAAAAAUAUAUUCCUUAGUCAAUGGAAGGCUGUCCCCCGCCGCCACCAGUGAAAUCGUUUUAUAAUGAGUGCCUCUCUUUUAUAAUGAUGGGUAUGCGUGUUUUUGUGUGUACAAUCACACCAAAGAAAUGUAGAAGAGCAAAACAAAGGAUUGUAAACUGGAAUAAGGGGAUUGCUACUGGUGUACUAAACUUGACACUGUAAUUUAAAAAUAGAACUGUGUAAUCUGCUAGGCUGCUGCUAUGCCCGGUAUAUAAAAGUAUAGCAAGCGAGUAAUAAUCCUGCAUUGCAGGGGUAGUGGUCUGACUCCACAAUUUUGAUAAUAAAGGAAUAAUUGCUGGUGGCAUACUAAAUUUGAGAGAUCUAGUUGUUGGGGAAUUAAAAACAAACAUUUGUCCACUAGGCUGCAGCUAAUGCCCAGAGGUAUAGCAAAAAAUAUGUGCAUAUAAGGGUGCAACUCUUAAGGAUGAAGUAUUGUAAAAAAUAGAACUGUACCCACUAGUUGGUGGUUGCUGCUGCAGCUGUAUAUAGAAGUAUAGCAAACCAUUGUCAGGGUGGGGUUGCUGGUGCAAAGGUGAGAUAGAGUGGUUGGAAAUUCUGAAAUGCACUUGCUUAGUGGGUAGAAGCAGAGCAAACCCACUGGCAAGGGUGAGGCUGCUAGAGGUGAGAUAUUUGCUUACCAAUGACUGGAAAUUAAAAAUAAAUUGUAAGCUAUGAAGCUGCUGUUGAUGCCCAGUACAGUAGUGAGCAAACAGCUACAAGGAUGUGCCACUGAAGCAGCAGAGGUAUAUGCUAAAAGUAGAUACAAUUUUUUAAAAUAUAAUUUAGCAAAAUAUUAUGAAAGGAUGGAGAGGCGACGGUAUAAAACUCGGCCACUGCUUCAGAGAAAAGAAGACAGCUAAUGCCCCUUGAUGGGUGGGGACAAGGGUAUUGUACUUAACUAAUAGGGACAUGGGUGGCGCUGUGAUCUAAACCACUGAGCCCCUUGGGCUUGCCGAUCAGAAGGUUGGCGGUUCAAAUCCGCAUGAUGGAAUGAGCUCCCAUUGCUCUGUCCCAACUCCUGCCAACCUAGCAGUUUGAAAGCACACCAGUGCAAGUAGAUAAAUAGGUACUCCUGUGGUGGGAAGUCCUUUACUUUUUCUUUUUUUACCUUUUACCUAACUAUUAAAGAACAACAAACAAUUUUGUAGAAGGGUAGGAAGGAUGAGAAAAGAAAGGGCUGGGAAUUUAAACUCCUGGAAUGAGAAGGAAUGGAUUUAGGAGCAUGUGUGCACAUACAAAGCUAAAUACUAAGGUCAAGGUUGCAGGGCGGGGAGGUGGUGGUGGUGGAGUGGGAUGAUGACAUCCAGUGAAGCUGAAUGUUCAAAGAUUCCAGACAAGUAAAGGACUUCUUCACACACUGCAAAGUUAAAGUAUAUGGAACUCUCUCGUGCAUGAGGCAGUAAUAGCCACCAACUUGGAUGGCUUUAAAAGAGGCUUGGCAAAUUCAUAGAGGAGAAGGCUAUCAGUGGCUAUUAACUACAAUGGCUAGAGGCAGUAAUGUUUCUGAAUCCCAGUUGUUGGAAGUUGCAAAGGUGGAGAGUGAUGUUGUGCUUAGCUUCUGCUUGUGGCUUUCCCGUAAUGGGCAUCGGGUUGGCUACUGUGAAAAGGGAACUUCUUGGGCCAUUAGCUUGAUCCAGCAGACUCUUCUUAUCUUCUUAUGUUUUAUGCAUUAGUUAAGUAAUAAAAUAAUCAAUUUUUAAGAUAUUAGUAGCCCAACAAACAACUGUUUCUGGGGGGGGGGGAGGAAAAUAAAUUUUAAGAAUCAUUUUUGAUAUAUUUUAGUGCUUGUAAACCGCUUUGUGAGACUAAUGAUCUGAAAAAUGGCAAUUAAACAAAAAUAAUAAUUUAAUAAACAUUUAAACGUACUUUGGCUGCAGGUAUGCCAUACAUUUAAAGCACCCACCCCUCCCAAGAUUCCUGGAAACUGUAAUUUACCCCCUCAUAGAGCUACAAUUCUUAGCAUCCUUGGCAAACUACAGCUCCCAGGAUUCUUGCAGCAGGGAAGUCUUGUGCUUUAAAUGUGUGAUGUGUAUAUAGUCUUUCUUUCAACCUUUUAAAAAAUAAAAUAAAAAUCUGCACAGUCAUUUGUAAUAGAGUAAUGCACAAACAGGGCAGGACAGACUAACGAUUGAACAUGUGAAAGUGACCCAGAGCAGAGCUUGGCUGAUCUGUCUGCUGCUGGAAACUGAAAUGUUGGACUACAGUAACCCAUGUGCUGAUCCAGCACAACAAUUUUUUUAGAUUCUUCCCUUUCCCAAGACUUGUUGCAAAAGAUCAAAUGAGAUCCUUGUGUAUUGUAUCCUUCCUUGUGGCUCUUGGGAGAGAAGAGGAGAUCUGUUUUAAUUUAUUUAAAUGGUCUUUGAAAACCGCAGGUUGAUGGGCUUGCAGAGAUGGCUCAUUAUGUGGCUAUAAUUCUGUGUUAUAUAAGAUGAUGCAUCUUUGUACACAUUCAGCAGUGGAGUAAGAUUCACACCUUUUCCCUCUUGCUUUUGACUGCAGCAAUGUCCCAGCAAGCAAAGAAGCAAGAGGGAGCUGGUUGAUGACUACCAGAAGAUCAUCUCCUAUGGUCCCAUCCGUUUCCUGGCCUCAUCACACUUGGAAGUGCGGGAUGCUGAAGACCAACAGCUCAUCUGGAGUAUGUACCUGUUUUCCUGGAUCAGGUCAUGAAUGGCCCAGAGCAGCCUUUCCCAAUCUGGUGCCCUCCAGAUACUUUGGACCACAGUUUCACUCAGUCCUAGCUGGCACAGUCAAUGGUCAGGGGUGAUGGGAGUUGUAGUCUGAAACAUCUGGAAGGCACCACCAGUUUGGGGAAGGUUGAUCUGGGCCACUGGUGUUUGGCCUUGGGCCCCUGCUGGACUCCAUCUCCCAUCAUCCCCACGCAGUCUUGGUCAUUCUCUCCUGCCACAGCCCCCAUCCUCAGUUACACUAACCUGCCUGACUCUCUCUUUCCUCCCCUCAGAAAUGCAGCUGUGGAUCCCUGGUGCCGUGGUUUCAGCAAGUAUUGCUGUCGUCAUCAUUUUGAUUGCUGUUGCAAAAGCCAUGAAGAAAUGAGCAAGUUGUAAAAACAAAUGGCGGCAGCAGCAGAAUUCCAAAUAAAUACAAUUGCAGAUAGA
This is a messenger RNA of Podarcis lilfordi (Lilford's wall lizard), 11737 nucleotides long. NCBI's taxonomy places the organism in Eukaryota, Metazoa, Chordata, Lepidosauria, Squamata, Lacertidae. The record is from the annotation of a GenBank genome assembly.